AUGAGUCCAUCCGAUACCAACAAGACCAGACGUGAGCGCGGUGUUCUCGCUCAGCGCGAAUACCGCAAGCGUCAUGCGUCCAAAGUUCAGAAACUUCAGGAUGAAAACAAGAAGUUGAAAGAUGUCAUUGGGAAUAUCGAUAAGAUUCUUCGCCGGCAGGGGGCACUAUCGGAUGACCUGAAAGCCGCCAUGUCAGAAGCCCGCGAGAUUGCGGGUAUCACAACGGAGGAUGAGCCGGAGACUUCUCCGGAACAGGAUGCUCCGUAUAUCAUGCAGUCCAUAGAGAAAACCCCGCCGCCGGACCCCGCCCUUGAGGAAGUUAUCCGAACCGACCCCCGACUAGCAUCCUCUCUCGUCCCUGAUCGUCGUGUGAGCCCUCGCCUAGACUACGGCCUCUGGCUCGACCCGGACCGAUUGGUCCGCAUACUGGAGCCGCCAGCAGACAUUAUUCCGUACUUGGGAAGCCGCAUGAACACCCUUGCAGGUUGCAUCUUCUGGGCGACCAUGAACUACACCAUCGAUCUGUGGAACUCCCGCUCGGAACCUCUAUCCACAAGACACCUCGACCGCAUGUUCAACCACUCCGAGCAUCUCCGGGAUCGUCAGUUCCUCUUGUCCCUAGCACAAGCGAGGGUCGAUUACAAAGAGAAGGGUUUCAUGUAUCGAAAACUCACUGAGCAGUUCGAGCGCAACGCCAUGAGCGGCCUUUUCAAGCGCAUCAAAGAGGACUACGACAAGCAGGGGCAGCCGAGUAAAUGGUGGAAACGCCCGGAAGAGGUCGCGAACUCUGUUCUUGACGUGAUGGAUGAGAGCCAAAAGGCGAGGUUUCAAGCUGUCAUCGAUGGGAAGGGCACGAAGGAGGAUGCGUCAAUGCUGCGGGCUCUCAUCACUUGGUUGGCCCAGAACUACAUUUGCUUCGGCGAUGGACCACGAUGGAGCUCGGUGUUUGCUUCAGUGGGCAUCGGGAGCUGGGUCAACGAGUUUAAACGGCGAGAGGCUCUGACCGCCUGA
Colletotrichum siamense is the source of this 1011-nucleotide messenger RNA. RefSeq lists its product as uncharacterized. Bases 1 to 1011 code for a protein of 336 amino acids. The record is from RefSeq and is a predicted model, not a curated record. The transcript has 2 exons. NCBI's taxonomy places the organism in Eukaryota, Fungi, Ascomycota, Sordariomycetes, Glomerellales, Glomerellaceae.